AUGGAUGAAGAAGCACAUCACCACAAAAACUUGCUUUCUCCAAAUAAUCUAAAGAGUGAUAGCAAGAUGAGUUUUCAGGAAAAGGAGGAGUGGUUACCAAUCCCUGAUGUAACCACACCUUGUGUGAAAGAAAUUGUAAAUUUUGUGGUGAAUCAACACAACAAAGAAAGUGGAGAUGAUCUCGUCCUCAAAGGUGUUAUCAAAGGAUGGUUUAAGGAGUUGAGUGAUGUGAAAACAAAGCAUCGUUUGUAUAUUGAAGCAACAAACAACAAAGGAGUUGUACAACUGUAUGAAGCAAUUGUAUGUGUCAUCGAAAAAGGUGAUAAACAAAGAGUGAGGACACUCCUAUCUUUCCAUGUCGGUUAUUUGGAUGAGAAUGAACAAUUUUGGAUUGAAAUUCCAAAUGUUGAAGAAUCUUGUGUGCAAGAAGUUGCAAAGUUUGCUGUGGCAGAGUAUAAUAAGCAAGCUGAUGAUAAUCUCGUCUACAUUUGUACGACUCAGGGUUGGUAUCAGGAGGUGAAUGCAGAGUAUGGCCUAUUGUUCGAUCUUCGUAUUAAGACGAAGGAUUGUUUCGGACGUGUUCGUGAAUAUAAGGCUUUGGUUUCGGAGGACAGACAACCCAAUGAGAAAAUUCGAAUACUCAUAUCUUUCAAACUUGUACCCAAGAAAAGUUGA
This is a messenger RNA of Benincasa hispida (wax gourd), 675 nucleotides long. RefSeq lists its product as uncharacterized. NCBI's taxonomy places the organism in Eukaryota, Viridiplantae, Streptophyta, Magnoliopsida, Cucurbitales, Cucurbitaceae. The record is from RefSeq and is a predicted model, not a curated record. Gene Ontology annotation, molecular function: cysteine-type endopeptidase inhibitor activity.